This is a messenger RNA of Gongylonema pulchrum, 275 nucleotides long. The record is from the annotation of a GenBank genome assembly. Lineage: Eukaryota; Metazoa; Nematoda; Chromadorea; Rhabditida; Gongylonematidae.
AUGUUAUUCAUUAAUGCGUGCGUUUUAGGGCCACGGUCACGACGUGUCAAGCGGAAAGAGUCCAGCACAGGUGACGAAGAAAAGCGGCCGCGAACGGCAUUCACCGCGGAACAACUGGAGCGACUGAAGCAGCAGUUCAUGGAUAAUCGAUAUUUGACGGAAAAACGACGCCAAGAGUUGGCUCACGAACUUGGUCUGAACGAAUCACAAAUCAAAAUAUGGUUUCAGUUCUUCGGAGGCAAGCUGAAGGUGGUAUUUUUGUGCAUAGUGUAAUC